Nothobranchius furzeri (turquoise killifish) is the source of this 267-nucleotide messenger RNA. The record is from RefSeq and is a predicted model, not a curated record. NCBI's taxonomy places the organism in Eukaryota, Metazoa, Chordata, Actinopteri, Cyprinodontiformes, Nothobranchiidae.
UCAUCAUCACUAUCAACAUCAGUAUCAUCAGCAUCAUCAUUGUUGUCGUCAUCAUCAUCAACAUCAUCACUAUCAACAUCAGUAUCAUCAGCAUCAUCACUAUCGACAUCAACAUCAGUUCCAUCAGUAUCAUCAUCAUUAUCAACAUCAGUAUCAUCAGCAUCAUCAUCGUUGUCGUCAUCAUCAACAACAUCAAUCUCCCUCCCACCUGUGGUCUAUCAUCACUGUGAUCAUCAUCAUCCUCAUCACUGUGAUUAUCCUCACUGA